This is a messenger RNA of Xyrauchen texanus (razorback sucker), 1774 nucleotides long. It is a transcript of the gene rdh8a, whose product is annotated as retinol dehydrogenase 8a. The record is from RefSeq and is a predicted model, not a curated record. The transcript has 6 exons. The coding region runs from base 194 to 1150 and encodes 318 amino acids. Gene Ontology annotation, cellular component: cytoplasm. Gene Ontology annotation, biological process: estrogen biosynthetic process. Gene Ontology annotation, molecular function: estradiol 17-beta-dehydrogenase [NAD(P)+] activity. NCBI's taxonomy places the organism in Eukaryota, Metazoa, Chordata, Actinopteri, Cypriniformes, Catostomidae.
UUGUGUUAGUACAGUACAGUACAGUAAACGCUGAUUAACACGUUAGUAAGCAUGCGUAUUUACGUCUUCUUUUAGUAGUCGAUUCUGCCUGACAUGUGACUGCAUAACCCGCUCACAUGGGCGACGAGUUGCAUGAUCCGAUUUAAGUUUUUAAAGUCCACUGAUCCAGCUUGCGGCUGACACAGGAGUUGCUAUGGCGAGCGACGGCGGGCAGAAGGUGGUGCUGAUCACCGGUUGUUCCUCUGGAAUCGGACUGCGGAUCGCCGUGCUUCUGGCCAGAGACGAACAGAAGCGUUACCAUGUCAUUGCCACUAUGAGAGACCUGAGAAAGAAGGACCGGCUGGUGGAAGCAGCGGGUGACAUGUAUGGAAAUACCUUGACACUGCUGCCUUUGGAUGUGUGUAGUGAUGACUCAGUCAAGCAGUGUAUUGACAGUGUCAAGGACCGCCACAUUGAUGUUCUCAUUAAUAAUGCAGGCGUGGGUUUGCUGGGCCCCUUGGAGAGCAUCAGUCUCGAUGAGAUGAAGAAAGUGUUUGAGACCAACUUCUUCGGAACUGUGCGCAUGAUAAAAGAGGUCAUGCCAGACAUGAAGAAGAGGCGAGCCGGCCACAUUAUCGUCAUGAGCAGCGUAAUGGGACUUCAGGGUGUGGUAUUCAACGAUGUCUACACGGCCUCUAAGUUUGCCAUAGAGGGCUUUUGUGAGAGUAUGGCUGUACAGCUCCUGAAGUUUAAUGUGAAACUGUCUCUAAUCGAGCCCGGCCCAGUGCAUACAGAGUUUGAAACCAAGAUGAUGGAAGAAGUGGCUAAGAAGGAAUAUCCUGGAGCAGAUGCGGACACAGUCAGAUACUUCAAGGAUGUGUACAUUCCAUCCUCUAUCGAUAUCUUUGAGGCAAUGGGGCAAAACCCUGAUGACAUUGCUAAAUGUACCAAGAAAGUAAUUGAAUCCAGUCAACCCCGAUUCCGGAAUCUGACCAACAGUCUUUACACUCCCAUUGUGGCCAUAAAAUAUGCUGACGAGACCGGUGGACUUUCAGUGCACACCUUCUACAAUCUACUCUUUAACUUCGGCUCACUUAUGCACGUUACCAUGAGCAUCCUCAAGUGCCUGACAUGCAGCUGCCUGCGCAGGCGCACCAUUUCUCCUGACUGAAGAGAGCAGCAGAGAGACAUACACUUACACUAUCCUUGGAUCACAGUACAGGUCACAACUUUACCCAACAAACAUGAUAAUACCUCAGAGGAGUAUUUGACAUUACAACAGACAUGUAUUAUUAUAUAAAGAGAAAUAUUUUUCUUUUCAAUCAAACCACUUGUUGUCUACAGAUUGUAUUAAUUAUAAUAUGUGUAUUAAUCUAAACAAUUGAGUUACUGUCAAAGCAGAAGUUAAGCUGAUUCUAAGUUAUUACUUACAUUGUUAAUUAUAAAGCAUUAUUGCAUGUACAAAACAUUUGCCACAUGCAAUCAAACAGUAAACCAUAACAGACCUGUUUUAAAGCUAUUUACUGACAAUAAUUAACUAAUUGCUCUUGUGAUGUUGAUUGUGCAUAAUUCAAUCAUCACAAAUAAUCACAUAGCUGCCUGUUUUUGUGCUAAUGAUUUUCAUGCACAUCUUUUCUCCUUUUAUAAGCUAAGUGUAAGUCUGUGUUUUUUAAAUUAACAUGAACAUUUAGGUAGCCAGACACAUAUUUAAAGUUACAUUGAUUUUGAAUCUAAAUAAUGUCAUUUGGUCCAAUUUGUUGAGUGUGUAAAUGGAUAAAAAUGUAUAUGAAGUAGU